AGUAUUCGUAUACCUGUUCAGUUUAUAUGAAGAUAAAAGCACUGACGACAUUAAAUAAAGACAAGAAUAGAUUAGCUGGGCGACAGUUCUCUUCAGACACGGAUCAGUGACAUGCUGACUUUGAGUAGCUACAUAUCGUAGACCAUAUCGGUCUAGUUUAUGAACAAUAUCUUGAUACAUACACCAAUCGAUCAGUUUAAUGCCUAACCGAAAGUUGAGCAAAAAUAAAAACUUUUUGAUCCACAAAUCAAUGAAUGGACUGCUAUUACUAAUAUAUUCAAUGAUUCUGUUGUUUGCAUCAUUUAGUUGUGCACAGAUAGCGGAGUCAAUCAGUACCAGUUGCGAAAAUGAAUUAACAUGCACCAAAUGUACAAUCAAAGCUCAGUGUGUAUGGUCAUUAGAUCAACAGGCGUGUGUAAGCAACACUAGUUUAAAGAAUUCAAGUUUGAUAGUCCACAGUGAAGAGAAAUGUCCACGGUUUUUGGUAUCAAGUAAACGUGAAUAUAAUAAUGAAUUUAGUUUUUUGAAAUACACUGUUAAGAUAUUGAACGAUUCAGUAGGUUUCAUUGAUUUUCUUAACAAAAAUAAUUUUACUUGCAAUUCUUCAUCGAUAGAUGUUCAUACUGAGAUAAAUAACAACGAAAUAGUAUGUUCAACACAAGUUAAGAAAUCAUACUUCACAGAUAACAAGAAGAAGUCAUUUACUGCAUUUAUUUAUGUCAAGUUUAAUGGUGUAAUACUGUGGUUGGACAACAUUUCUGAUCAUUAUGCAACAAUUUAUGAACGCCCGUGUGUCGAGAACGUUAAGGACGCAGAUUGUGCGACUUGCACGUGGAAUGAUGAUGGUUUCUCACACUACGUUAGAUUGUGUUCAGCCGAAAACACCUGUGAGGGUCACAACGAGUUGUAUAUGAUGCACAACGGUAUUGGUCAAUUCUGGAAUUUUUCUUCCCAAAAAGUCAAGGAUAGAUGUGCAGAAAUAAACGUGACAUCCGUCGUUCCUCUAUCUGGGUCACUAACCGCUGACACGGAAAUAAAGAUCACAUUGAAGAACCACUAUAUAUUUUCGAAGAACCAACACUCAAAUGUAACAGUGGCGGGAAAGGUUUGUAAGCAAAUCUGGUGGACAGGAACCGAUACGAUCACUUGCAUCAUGUCACCACCGCCCGACGAUACAUAUGAUGAACCACCGUCCGGUCCGGUCUCAGUUAUGUACAAAUCAGAUAAAGGUGAGUUGAAUGUCGAGUCAUCGCAAACAUUCCAGUUUGACGUCGGUACUAUGUGCGGCAAACCUCGUCCUGUGCUUAGCUUGAGACAAGAACUCUAUGGGGUAGAGCAGGGUGGCACUACCGUAAAGUUAAACGGCUUUCGGUUCAUCAAACCUUGCAUUGCAUCUCCCGCCCGAAUGUUCGUGAAGCUUCCAAACGGCACCAUGCAGUUCGCGUCCAAAAAUUGUGAUACACCGACCGAUGACAAUUACAUGGUCUGUCGAGCGCCAGAAAUGAAUAGAACUAAUGGUUGGGAUGUAAACGCGCCUAAUUUUACACGGGCGUUGAACUUCGGACUGGAAGUGAUGAACUUCGUCACGAAUGAGUCACUGCUCGUGAACGGUCCAUUGAUCAGUUAUUACCACGUCUUGGAAGACUAUCAGCCAGAGGAAUUCGAAAUAAAAUCAGAUGGUUCGGUGGCCGUCUACGGUAACCACUUAAGGCACAUGCAUCCGGACGUCUUUAUAAAAUUCAAAGAUUCAACUAUGUAUGAGAAAUGCAAUUUCACCUUAGCCGAAGAACAUAGUUUUGUGUGCAAGCCCAUCACGCCCAUCGUCGAUUCGGCCGUGAUAAAUAUCACGAUUGGCGAUUUUUUAACGUAUAAGCUUAAAAAACGCCCAUGCGAUUUCAUCAAACUUAUCUGGUUUUUUAUCGUGAUUUCCCUAACGGUGAUUCUUUCAGUCUCGGCUUAUUGUUAUCGAAUUCGUAAUAGGCAUGACGUGCAUAAAACAAUCCAUGACCCACCUGUGAAUUUAACAGACAUAAAUACACGGACAGCACUAUUACAGUGUUAAUCUAUAUCUCUAUCGUCUAUACUCUAUACUACUGUAUAAAAUGAAGUCGCUUUCUUUUGUUUGAAAUAAACUUCCGAACUACUCAUUCAAUCGUUGUGCAAUUUUUUUUAAAUUAAAGAGGAUAUCACAGAGAAAGGUUUAGCCAUAAAUUUAUUCCGAUAAAGUCAAUAAAUAAUUAGUUAUUAUUAAUUAAAAUAAACGUGUAAACUGUAUACCUAUACCUUUUUUAGUAAGGAAUAGUCACUGGCUGAAAAUAAAUAACAAUCAAACUCGACAACUACAGAUGCUUCUAUAGGCAGGUCGGUAUCGACGUGGAGUAAAAACAACUAUUAUAAUUCUUUAGUUUAGCAAAAAAAAAUUUUAUCUAUUAUUAGUAUUUAUAAU
Molecule: messenger RNA, 2446 nt
Organism: Myzus persicae (green peach aphid)
Lineage: Eukaryota; Metazoa; Arthropoda; Insecta; Hemiptera; Aphididae
Exons: 3
Coding region: 200-2062 (620 amino acids)
Source: RefSeq, a predicted model, not a curated record